This is a messenger RNA of Symbiodinium necroappetens, 4635 nucleotides long. NCBI's taxonomy places the organism in Eukaryota, Dinophyceae, Suessiales, Symbiodiniaceae. The record is from the annotation of a GenBank genome assembly.
AUGGCGUCGCUGAUGGAACUGGGCAGAGUCGCCCUGGAUGUGGUCCUUGCAGUGGGGCCGAUGGUAAGCUCCGAGAAUGUGGCGAAGACCCACCAUGUUGUACAGAUGAGGCACAGCCGCAUUGAGUCCUUUCGAGAAGAUGUGCGCGACAUGCUGACGGAGCGUCUCGACAGCUCCCAAAACUUGACACUCAAGUCCACACUACUUUUCGGCUUCGUCGCCGCCAUGCUUGUCGAGGGUUUCCCUCCGCAGAAGAUGCAGUCUGAGCUAUAUGUGGACGUGUUUAUUUUUCUUGUGCCCUGGGGCAUUUGCUUGCUCUUUCAGUCCAUGACCUUCGCGGUGCUUUACCAGCGUGGAAUGAUGACGGUGGGUCAGACCGCUGCAGGCGCAUCUGCCUUCUGCAGCCUUGGCCGCAGUUGCUGUUGGGGCGGCGGCAGUCCGGCGUCGAGCUUGACGGAAGAGGCGAAGCUGGCCCUGGCCAUGAGGGAGGAGAUGGUGCAAGCGACCGUGGACGCCUCGUCCCCCGUGCCGCAGAGCUUCGACCAGGCCGUGAACUGGGCCUGCUCGGCCUUCUUGCGGGCGACCGCUGAGCGCCAGAUGCGCCAGAGCAUGUACUUCAACACUGGCACGAUUGACAACCAGGUCUCCGGUGAGCUUGGCAACGUCUUGCAAUUUGCAGAGAGGUUUGCAAAGACACUGGCCAUGUCCCCGAGACUACCUCAGGGGAAGGGGGUCCGUGUUCUGUUCACAGAUUUCGGCGCAAUGUCGCUAGUUUCCACACGAUGGAACCCACUCCCAGAGAAUCUGACUCUCGAUCACUUACCACCUGUCCUGCCAAAGAUGGAGUUGAAAAUGGAAGAAAAGACCAAGAUCGAGGAGUUCUUGGAAUCAUCAAUGCUUCUGAUUGUUGCACCCAAUCAGUCCGAAAUGGCAGCUGUCCUGGCAAUCUUCGAGAUCAUGAAGGAGACGGGCAAGACCAUUCCCGUCGUGCUCCUGAAUGCGAAGCUUUUGCAGGAUAGCGUUGCUGCAGCAGGAGUUAUGCUGCGCAACUUCCGGAGCAUGGAGGACACGCUACUACCCAUCUUUCACUUGGAGCAGUUUGAGCCUGAUGAAGACAAAGAUCCCGUGCCCCUGAACCCGGCGGUCAUAGUCAGAGUGUGGCCUCGACCCUUCUCUGUCUGGGAGGAUAACGCAGAGGACCCUGAGGCGAUUGAUGGCUACUUCCUGCUAGAUGUGAAUGACCAGCAGGCUGCGGACUACCAAGACCUCAUGACGUUCCUGAAGGGCUCCAGAGAGAUGACAAAGCGCAUGCGGUUGAAGGAACGCCAGCAGAGGGAAGCCGGAGGCCACCGUCACCUGCGUGAGCUGCAGAUUCUUGUCUCGCAGCAGGCCGAGGAGGAGCAAGACCAAUGUGAGACGUUCUACGAGAUUGUGGGGGAGAAGUGGCAGCGAAGCCGCAAACACAUGGACGAGAAGCUUCAUUCACACACGGGGAGUGGUGCCCGACAGAUGGCCGGACUUGCGGUCUCAGCCGCCUGGGGUCUGGUGGCACGGAUUUUUGCCUUCUCGCCAAGCCAGCUUCCAAGAGUAGGAGCCUCUUCUGUCGAGUCAGACUCGGACAACGACUGGCAUAGCAUUUCAGAGCCAACGGGGAAGCUCGAGUCGAGUCCUUCACGGAUUGAGUUGGACUACUUGACCAUGGAGCUCCACGCCCAGGGCUCCAUGGGACGCGAGACGUCAGACCAAGCCAAGAGCGGUUCGGCCUCCCUCGCAGCGCGCGGGCUUCCAAAACACGUCACGGAGAUGAGCAACAUGCCAGAGGUCCAGGCGUUGGAGCUCUACGAAGAUCAAGCUCAUCGAACCGUGGUCGGAGGCAGUUUCUUCACGAUCCUGUGCUUGGGUUUCCUGGUGGUUUUCCGGCUGCACAUGCGGUGCGAGCACUAUACAGAUCAUGCCAUGGCUUUUUAUGCCCGUCUUGGCAUAUUUUUGCCACCGCUGCUGGUUGCGGCGUUUGCGAACCUCAUUCGCCCGUACCCGGAGAAGCACCACAGCCUCGGAACAACGGGCAAAGACCUGUCCAGUCCGACCUAUGUCAUGGCGGCCACCCAUUGCGCGGUUCUCCUGGCCGUCGUGAUUUCUUUGACGUCUUUGGCCGCGGCUGUGCAGCUCCAUGCGCCGCCGCCGCAGCUCGCGCUCAGGCCACUUCGGGCAUCACCGGUCAGCUCCCUGGUGGAAUGGUCCGUCGAGUGGCCGAUGUUCUUCAAUCCUACGGCCAUUCUGGCUUUGGAGGAGGAUUCUCUCAUACUGACCACGGACUUUCGUGCGGCACGUUUUAGAAAGAAUGUAGAGGGUGGUCUGGCUAAGUUUGCAGUGAUGCAAUGGCCACGGCUUUCCUACCGGAGCAAGAGUCUGAUGAGGCUCAUGGACACAGAAGACUAUCCACACCGGAUCCGUGGUUUCACUCCUCUGGAUUCCAACGCAGUCAUGAAGUUUGCCUGCGGGCUGGGAGUUGCCGUGUACCAUGCAGAUGGUGGCUUGGCAGCUAUUUGGCCACUUGGUCAAGCCAAGCUCUUGCCGGAGGUAAGAGAGAGAGUCGAUGGACGACUGGUUAGUGUCCCAGGGCCUCCGGAGCUGGGUUCGGAGUAUUUCACUCGUCCGAACAUGCGACCAGCCGACGGGUAUCAUGUGAAAUACGGACGUGGGGGCGACCUGCGGUGGAUAAUCACAUGCAAGGAUGGCAGCCUAAAUGGUCUGCAGCUGCGAUUCACGCCGGAGGGAGUUCUCCGGCCCCAGGACAGUGGCGUCUUCCAAGAUGGCAAGCUGGUGGAGCGCUUUCAAGAGAGCCUGCUGCCCGAUGGUUUCAUAUGUCACGUUCUCAGUGAGCUCGUGUUGCCUGUGAAGAAGGCCCUAGGUAUUGGGCUUUCGCCAUGUGAGGAAAGACUCUGCUACGAGAACUUCGUGGAUGUAGAUGAUAUUGCACCGGCAGAUCUCAACCAUCAUACCGACGAGCCUGAGUCCGUGAAGGUAGUAAGUGCCAGAACAGACGGAUACGGGGAGUGGUGGCGUCCGCAAGUCCAGCUUCGGGAUCCGGGCAAAGUAUACAAUUCUGUGGUCCCCUAUGAGUUCGCACCCAUAGGUCCGUCUGUCUCUAUGGAGGUGAGCCCCUUUCGUCCACCGGUCGCGAGACAGGAAUGCACAAGCCGGACAUCCGCAGCGCUGCGGGAUGCAGAUCACUCUGCCAUCUUGCAAGAUGAGCAGCCGUUGCCUGGCAUGGAGAUCAACGGCGCUGCAGCUGUGAACAACUCUGUGCUCCUGGCCGGACGUCAACAGCUGCAUCACUUCUCUGCUGGGCCGCUUGCCGGCUUCCCGUGGCAUCUUGUCUCCAAGACCAGUGUUCACUUGGCUUUCGCUGGCAAUGACACCGCCGAUUCCAAGGCCGUGACUGGCCUCACAUACUGGGCCGAGAAGGAUCUGCUGUUGUUGGCGGGCCCGACACUGGGCGUCGUCGCUGCAAGGCUCUCCAACUCUGGUCGUCACGGGCCUAUGGAUAUAAGCUUUGACUUUCGUGUCCCUCUAGAUGAGGCGGUGUCGGCACUACAAGUCGAUGAGGCGGAAACUCGAGUGUUGACAUUGAAGAAUCACGUGUCAGAGGGCACGGAGAGUGCGGGAGCUGAAGUCGCUGAAGUCCGCUCUCAGCCGUUUUGGGGUUGCUCGCAGCAGGCUCCCACGAGCAGAUGCCGACAUUUACAAGGUCUGUUGAUUCCAUUUAGCUUGCUGCCUUUCACCUUUGAGCAUGGACUUGGUGUUCCUCGAUUAGCCGAUUCUCGGUAUCGGGAAGGCAUUCCAGAAGGUGAUCAAAGGGAGAUCUUAAGUGGCAAAAAGGGAGACCAUAAGUGGCAAGGGCAUCCCGAUCCCGGAGUGGACAUGUCUGACGCUGAAAAUCCCCAGAAGGAGUCCACUCUCCACGAGGAGGCAAAGCUGUUUGACCGCCGAGUCAAGCGCGGCUUGGAUGAGGUGAGCGGAGGCGGCGCUUCCUGUUCAGCGCCCCAACGGCCCAAGAUCUUUGGAGCUUGGGUGGCCGACAAGAAAACCGAGCACUGUGAUCGUGCCUUGAUGAUGGAGCGAUUUGUUCCAACGCCAGCGAUGCCGACGGUGAUGCUGGUUCUCCCGAUUAUCGCGACCAUGAGGUACAAGCUGGUGAUCAUGAACGUCACGAGUGCGUUCGGGCAAUCCGACCCCGAGACUCGACCUCAAGGCAAGCUUUAUGCCUCGUUGCUGACCAGCAGCAUACCUGGACGACCGAAGUGGCGGAGAACAAGUCCGGGGCCCACACAGGCUGUGCUGGUGUCGCUCCCAGGCCGUACCAUCCGUCAGAUGGCCGACUUUGAGGUGCGCAUCGACAUCCUUUCGAAGCAGCGGCUGAAGGAUGGUGAGGCCGCGAACAACGUGAUCAAUGAGCUGCACCGGACGAAAGAUGUGUUUCUGCGCAUCCUCCCGAUUCCGGCAGACGAUGGGAUCUUCAUGAGCAUCUCCGAUGCCUUGCUUGCGAAUGACGAUGAGAGGUCCCAGGGCGGCUACAUACGGCUACAUCAUCAGCUUUUUGGACCGCGCGAUCAUGGAGAGCUAGAAUGGUAG